This is a messenger RNA of Scophthalmus maximus (turbot), 4008 nucleotides long. RefSeq names its product HRas proto-oncogene, GTPase b (gene hrasb). Gene Ontology annotation, cellular component: plasma membrane. Gene Ontology annotation, molecular function: GTPase activity; GDP binding; GTP binding. Bases 428 to 997 code for a protein of 189 amino acids. The record is from RefSeq and is a predicted model, not a curated record. NCBI's taxonomy places the organism in Eukaryota, Metazoa, Chordata, Actinopteri, Pleuronectiformes, Scophthalmidae. Gene Ontology annotation, biological process: Ras protein signal transduction. The transcript is spliced from 6 exons.
GCGGGUCUAUGUGUGAUAGAGCUGCUGGGCGUGGGCUCCGCACUCCGCUCUCCUCAUCCCCUCUCUCCCUCCUCUGUCUGUGGGAAGCACAUUGUUCAACGCGGGCUCCCCGUCCACCCACAGCCAAUGAACGCUUUGGUGCAUUUCACCCACUGAAAAUUAAAACAACACAGAGAAGAAGAAGGUGCAGCAGAUCACCGGGAGGACGGCGGGAAGCAGCAGCAGCAGCAGCAGCAGCAACAACAACAACAAUAACAACAAAAACCAAGGACAUCUUGUUUGCUUCCGAUUGCAGCUGAGAGGCGACAGAGUUGGACGAUUUUCUUCUUCUUCUCCUUCUUCCCCGGUUGACCGAACGUCGCUGUCGUCGCUAAUUAGCCGCCCGCUCGUUCAGUGGCGUGUGUGGUGAGCAGCAGCGGCUGUGAAGAUGACGGAGUAUAAGCUGGUGGUGGUGGGAGCUGGAGGCGUGGGCAAGAGUGCACUCACCAUCCAGCUCAUCCAGAACCACUUUGUGGAUGAAUAUGACCCCACCAUCGAGGACUCCUACAGGAAGCAAGUCGUGAUCGACGGGGAGACCUGCCUGCUGGACAUCCUGGACACUGCAGGUCAGGAGGAGUACAGCGCCAUGAGGGACCAGUACAUGAGGACAGGGGAGGGCUUCCUAUGCGUCUUUGCCAUCAACAACACCAAGUCGUUUGAGGACAUUCACCAGUACAGAGAACAGAUCAAACGCGUUAAGGACUCGGACGACGUUCCCAUGGUGCUUGUCGGAAACAAAUGUGACCUCCCAGCACGCACGGUGGACACGAGGCAAGCGCAGGAACUUGCGCGCUCCUACGGCAUCCCUUACAUUGAGACCUCUGCCAAGACACGACAGGGAGUAGAGGACGCCUUCUACACACUGGUCCGGGAGAUCAGACAGCACAAACUUAGGAAGCUGAACCCACCUGAUGAGAGCGGUCAGGAUUGUAUGAGUUGUCGCUGUGUGGUAUCGUGAUGCAGCUGACUAUUGCACGUUGAGGAUAAAUGCUACGGCGCGUAGUGGCAGCAUGGACUAAAAGACAGGAAGAUAAAAACAACUCAAUGAUGAUGACACACAAACUUUUUCAAAAAGAGGAACGAUUGAUGCAAACGCUCUCAAGGAAAACCACUAGAGCUGACUGAACCAUAGACCUUUUAUGGAAAGGAGGAUUUCGGAUUGUUGCCCAAUGAGUGGCCAGCUGAACUAGCCUUGUCUGGUCCCUUUUUUUUUUUCUUCUUUUUUGGUCCACACGCCGACCUGCGAGCAACACCACUAAACGACUCUUUGUCAACUCCAGUGUGGUCUCGCUGGGUGGCUCCACAAGUUUUCUGCUAACUUAUUGUUUUCAGUCUCGACACUGGUCUUAAAGGGGGCGUCACCAACCGCCCUCCCACAUUGAAAGCCUAAUUCCACUACCCUCGCCUGACCACUGGAAGGACUGACUGACUUAAAUGGAAAGGACUGGAAUGGGACAACUAGUUACCCCAACACCUCUUACAUGAAUAAACAUCUCCAUCCGACUCCGCCUGCCUUUGGUUUCCUUUGAUUUGCUUCGUUAUACUGAAUACAGGCGGUGGAGGCUGACGUGAAGGCUGAAUGGCUAUUGUUUGUUGUUGUCGUUGUUUAACAGUUAGCCUAGCUGUAAAAGUCUUUUGAUUUUGUUUAUGAUAUGGAACUUUUUUUUCUUUUUGUGAUUGGAGCAUGUUGAAAGUCACUGAGCACUAUGUGGGCAAAGACGUUUGUUUCCAAAGGCUUCUGGUUUGACAUUUUUUUCAUGACCUGCCGGAUGUAGUUAGUACUUUUCAGGUCAGAUAUCUUGAAGAUGGAGAAUAUAAAGAUGGAUGCAUUUUUUAAUAAUCCAGCUGCCUUCUUUCCUCACAGAUGUUUCUUUGCCAAGAGUUGUCUUUGUGGAUUAAUAAUAAUAGUGACGGCUAGUGUACGUAGGUUCUGGUGCAAUAGGAUUCUUAACUGUCCACUUGACAACUGGCAACUACUUAUUUACUGACUCCUUUUUUUUUUACCUUGGUUGAGGGAGGAGAGGUACAGCGCAUGAAAAUGUAGUUGUUGUCAUCUUUGGGGUUGCUAAGGCAGGAGAGGUAAUCUGUGGAAUAGGAGGAAAUAUCUUCUCUUGUACAGUGAUACAUUGGCAGAUUAAGGUUUUAGGCAAAAAAAAAUGACAACCAGUUGAUUUUUCCUGCUUUUAUUUCUCUAGUUGCAGAGUGCGUGUAACUCUUAUUUACUACAUGCUGAUAACGGCUGUUUUUUGAUUUUAUAAGGGUCGCUCCUUGUGGUUAGUAAGGCUCAGGAAUCGGGGGCCCGGGAAGGUCUCCACAGUCCUGGAAACCCCGGGUUAAGGAUGUCACCAGAUAGCUUUGCAGAGUGUAACGCACAAAAAGUCCUGCCUCACUUCAGUUUCUCCCACACGCCACGCUAUCCUCAAACUACUCUUCUUUCUCCGCAACCUGAGCUCUUCAAAAGGAACAAUAACAGGUCAGGUGCUAAUCAUGUCAGAAACAUAUAUACACCAUAUGUGGGACUGUUGUGUGUGAAUUAAGUGAUGGAUAUUGGGAUAUCAAAGCGCAUUUGCUUUGUUUUGUUUUUUUAACACUGACUAUCUUGUGCUCUCCACAACUGCAUUAACUUUGCUGCCUAAAUGGAAAAGACUGCUCUGUGUUUACUUGGCCUUAUGUUAUCUAGUUUGUACCUCAUGUAUGCAGCGAGCUCUACCUGAGACACGUGUGUGUGUUCCCUUUGCUGCAUUGUUUUGUUCACGUUUGAUUGUGUGCAACUAAAAAAAAAAAAAGAGAAGUGUGUUGAGUUUAGACAUGCGCUGUACAGAAUUUGAAAGACAGGACAAGCCCCUAAAAACACUACACUGACUUUUUUUCCUGCUUUUUUUAAAAAAAGGGGGGGGAGGUUCUCUGUAAAAGCAUGUGAAUGUGAUUUUGUUUAACAUGACUGAAAAACAAAACAAAUUAAAGCGAAUUCCUUUAGACAAUGUCAGUAGAAGCCAUGUUGUCUUGCUCUCGUGUUUAUACAAAGUUUUAUUUCCAUCACAUUGGAACAUAUGAUGAUAAUUAUAAGAAAUGUUUACUUAAAAACCAGAUUAUACUUUAACAGUUUUGAGAAUCGGUCAUGCAUGAUAAUGUAUGGAGAUCCACACACUAGAGGCAGGCGUUGGCCAACCGGCCGCCGCCAUGAAAGACGACAAAUGCUAUUUUGCCACUGCCUCUUUUCAACAGAAACAAAGUUUUUAUUUUUACUGAUUUUGUACAGUUAAAGUGAUUAUUUUUCAAUUAUAACAUGGCUUAAAAAUAUGUUCAUGUCCAGUUUCUGUGUCGAUGAUAGUGGUCAAGUUGUUUUAUUUUAUCAGCUGACCGUUCAUUUCUCUGCUUAGAGGACAGAUAUGAACUGUGAAUGUGUUCGAGUCUUUUAGAUAUCGUUUGCGAGAAGCCUUGUGUAAAAUUUACGAUACUGAAAUAAUACAGGAGUUGGUCCCGUUUUGGGCUGUGUUGUUCCUCACUUUUAUGUUUCACCCAUUGUACUCAAAUCUUUUAAUGAAAAAAAAAAAGAGUUUGUAACAUGUAAUUACAGUCGUCCUAAUAGUGUGCUUGUCCUCUCCCAUGUCGAUCCUUACACAGUACAUUCAUAAUAAUACCAUAGAAUUCCAAAAGAAACUAUGCAUUCAAAUUCCCAUUGCAUUAGAAUAUCAGCGUCAUGUUUCCACAGGGAAACUCCAGCCAGCGAACCACAAGUAUACGUGUCAGAAAACCUGGCGAGCAUUACAAAGACUGUACGGACUAUUUGGGAGUUUUGCACAAGGAUGCAGUGUGCUCAAGGGCUUGUUUAUCCCCCUUGCAAACUGUGGAAUGGAGGUGUGGAAGGAACUGGUGAAAAUGUCAACUGUUUAGCUAUUUAAGACGUAUUUACUCUUUGAAAAUGUGGCAAAUGUAUUGCAGGACAGGAAUAAAGAUGUUAAGAUGAAA